GGGAAAGCGUGCAGUGAAAGACUGCUGCAGCUGAGCGCUGCUUUCAAAGUCAGGUCUUCAUUUCAGCGUGGCUCGCAUGUGGACCGAUCCACUUCGCUACCCGACAACACGACCAUGGAAAGAGUGCUUUGGUGAGAAGAUUCUGAUUGUUUGUGGUAUCCGGGGCACUGCUCCCCUCCAAAUGAAACCAAGCCGCCUCGAGCAUCUGGGAGCCUUUAGAGUCUCUGCAGUGACUCACACAUGAACGCAAGCAUGUAUUGCGACGGGCCGUGUCCCAACGUCACGUGCAACGAGAGCUUCACGGUCAAGGGCGACAGCAAACCGGCGACGAGCAUCAUCAUGUUCUUGGCCGGCGUGGUGGGAAACCUCCUGGCGCUCUUUAUCCUGGGCGUGCACCGCAAAGAGCACCGCUCCACCUCGUCCGUCUUCUCCAUCCUUGUGACGGGGCUCGCCCUUACAGACCUGCUGGGCACGUGUCUCCUCAGUCCGCCCGUCUUCAUAUGUUACGCCCGCAACGUGUCCCUCAUAGGCCUGGGCAACGAUACACUGUGCCAGCUCUUUGGCUUCGCUAUGAGCUUCUUCGGCCUGGCGCCCACCCUCAUCCUCUGCACCAUGGCCGUGGAGCGCUGCCUGGCCAUCAGCCACCCGUACUUUUACUCUAUGCACAUCCGCAGAAGCUUCGCCAAAGGGACGCUCAUCGCCAUUUACCUCUUUUCCCUGGCUUUCUGCCUGCUCCCGUUGUGCGGCAUCGGCAAGUUCAGGCAGUACUGCCCCGGGACGUGGUGCUUCAUCGACAUGGACGCCACGGGGGAUGCCAACGCCGAGCGGGUUCAGGCCUUCUCGCUGACGUACUCUUCGCUCAUGGCGCUGACCAUCCUGGCUGUGUUCGCCUGCAACGGCUCGGUGAUCGUCAGCCUCUGCCAGAUGCACCGCAGCCAGAUGAUGCGACGAGGCUCAGCCGGCUCCACGGGCAGGAGGAGGAAGCUGAGCCUGGCCUUGUUCGGACGCGGCGAGGAGGAGAUUGACCACCUGGUGCUACUGGCGCUCAUCACUGUCAUCUUUGCCGUCUGCUCACUGCCACUCACAAUCGCCGGCUUCAUUAACGCCAUUCACCCGUUUUGCGGUGACGACGAGAACCUGACCGCCUUCCGCUUCUACGCCUUGAACCCCAUCGUGGACCCGUGGGUGUUCAUCAUCUGCCGCAAGUCGGUCUUCCGACACCUGUGCUCGCUGCUGAGCUGCCGCUUCGGUUGCGGGGCCGCCGUCAAGACCCCGGCUCACUGCGCCGCCCUGCCCUUGCCCAAGGAGGGGCACACGAUCCCGUGUAAACCGUCAGAAGUGACGCAGAGCGGCUGCUACUUGGGUUUGCCCACGUCGCCCAAAACAUGAUGGACUCGUGUCGAGAAACUCUGUUGGACAUCUCCAAACCUGCACUGUUCCUGACGAGAGGUACGGACUUACGUGCAAUCCAUGGGACUGACUGGCACGAGGCGAGUUGUCCCUUGGAUGUUAGCACGAAGGAGGACAUUGAUGUCACAUAGUCGCCGAGGGAUUUUGCAUACUGUACAAUCACCCUUGGCCAUAACUUUUUGAACAUCUGCGCUGCGUAGUGACAGCUAAUGCAAAACAACUUUGGAUGGACACUUUUCAGUAUUUCGAUCUGCCCACUUUUGUUGGCGUAGGGUUAAAAAAAAAAUGCAACGUUGCCGAUCUAUCAUAUGCCACUUCAGCGAGUCCUCAGUCUAUGACUGAGAUCCGUUCCUACAGUAGCGACUAAACUCGAAUUUUGACUUAAGUCGGAUUCCACCAUUAAAGUCAGAAUUUACAUCAAAAUACUUUGUAUAAAAAAAACAAAUACAGUGAAAUAAACAACAUUACUGCUGAGAGGUGGAUGGAGAAGAAGAAGGGGGGGGGGCUGUGCUUAGCUAUUGCGAAGGAACCUGGUCCUCAAUCCUCUCCAUCUCGACAAGUAUCAAAGAAGCUUGUUUUGUGAUCAUUGUAUCCGACACAGGAACGGAACCCUUCACAUGCACUUAAAAUACGGGGUUUGUCUCUAAUAACUGUCACCACGGUCGACCGACUGAAGCCUUGAUGGUGUUGAUGUCUCUCCUUCCUCCAAUCUUUUUCUGGUCUUGAGCUUCAUUUCCAUGGUCAUGGAUUUUCUUUUGGCUACAGAAGCGUUGCUAAGAGACUCAGCUUUCUUCUUUGGGGCGAUAAUGUCCAAAAAGGAGGGCGAAAAAUGCGCAUGAACAUGGACAAGCAUUAGCCAGACAAAAUGGCAGACAGGGAAUGGGCGUUGUAAAGUUGAAAUGUCUUAGGUUGAGACUGUCUUAAUCCGAGGACUCUCUUGUAUAGACAAACCAUAGAAUUCCCUGCAAUAUUUGGCUCCAAAGAAAAUGGUCCACUUUCUGUUCAAUUUUCGCAGUACGAUAAACGUUCAUCCAAUUUCAUGCUGAAUGGUAAAGGGAGAGAUUCGCCCAAAAUAGGUGACUUGCUAGAAUUGUCCACGGAAUUUUUCUUAUUGAGUGGUCGUCAGUGGCAAAAUCAUUGUGAGAAUCCUUGGCAUGACCAUCAAAAGAUGACACCAUACGCUGGUAAAACUGCAUUGAUUAGAGACUCUAAAUUGCACUUAGGUGUGAUUGUGAGUGUGAGUGGUAGUGAGUUUCUAUGUGCCCUGUGGUUGGCUGGCAAUCAGUUGAGGGGGUACCCUGCCUCCUGCCCGAAGAUAGCUGAGAUAGACCUCGUGCACCUACGUCAUCAAAUCACGUCACUCGCCGGAAGUGCCGGUCUAGCAACAGACACCAUUAAACAUUUAGAAGGUGAUAAACGAAGGUAUGUGGAAAAAUGAGAGACACUUGACAUAGAGGACCCAUAUUUAAUAAAUCGAUGUUUUCGCCGAUAAGAAAGCGGACUAUUAACCCGCUUGCGCUUGUCUUGGACAACUGGAUCUACACAUGGAUCUGGUGAGUAAGUCGUUGAGAUUUACACGGAAGAGUUUGAAAGCGUAGAAAAGUGUGGACACAUACAAAUACUUCGUUGCUGGAACUGUUCUCAAUCACGAAUAAAUCCUAGUGAUGGAGCCACUACGACUUUUUCAAUACAAAUACCAAUAUUUAAAUAAAUUACCCCUGGUUUUACACAAACUCGCAUUCAUUAACUAUGAUUGGGGGACAAAAAAAAAGUCGGCUCCUCGUACACGGAAGCGUGUUGGAGCCACACGUUAAACUUCGCUAAACAAAUAUGCUUAAAUGGGCAUUGUUCUCAAAUGAGUCCAAUGCGUAUUUAAAAAAAGAAAAUAAACCACUGGGAUAGGCUUCAGCCCCUUUACACGGAAGCGUGUUGCGGCUGCACAAUGAACUUCGAUGAACCUCUGUGUGACUGGUGGUUUCUUUUCUUUUUUUUUUUUUCAAUACGCAUUGGACUUUUUUUUUUAAUAAAUAUUGGACUCAUUUGAGAACAAUGCAUAUUAGAAAAAAAAAGUCUGUCAGGGAGAGGUUUACCGUGUGGUCGCAACAUGCUUUGUGUACGUUGGAGAGGACUCCGUUUUUUUUUUUUUUUUGUUUUGUUUUUAAACGAAUUUUUGUCAAAUGAGCCAACUUGGCAUUAUAAAUACUUCUUGGGAAUUUGAGAUUGAGAAGAAUAAUUCCUACCUGAAAUAAAGAGAUCACUACACAGGCAUGUGUGUAUUUUGGUUUGGCACCAUCCAUCAUGUUUAAUUGCCGAAAUCCAUCGAUAUUUUCUGGUCUUUUCAGAUGAUAUUCCACAGAAUUGUCUCUUUGAAUAUCUGUCUCAUCUGUUGUAACAACCAACAGCACAACAAGUCUCAGGCAUUGUGUAUAUUCUGCUCCGGUUCAAUGUCUCCCACAAUGUCGAGCAGCUCGGUUUGACAGGCAAUAUGGCGCCAUGAGAAUGGUGAUGUCACCUGCACGAGCUCUAUAGACUCCAUACUCCCGUGACCCUUGUGAGGAUAAGCGGCUAAGAAAAUGGAUGGAAGGAUUAUGCAUUUAUCAGUUGGAACGUGGCACUGAGUGAAAAGCAUAAGAAAUGAUGUGGAUAAUGAAAAGUCUACAAAUACUCCAUUUGGGAGCACUUUCCCUCAUAUUCUGUAUCAUGUGAAAGUUUUCUUGGUGAAACGUACACCGUUGAGAGUUAAAGAAUGCUUUUGUCUCAUUCACUGCACGUAUAUUCCAGUCCAAAGAGCUUCUGUUGUUUCCGCUAUGACAUCAGCCGGUGUUGUGAUUGUGCCUUUCAAAUGCGUAUUUGCGCCUCUUCACUGUUGUCACUGUGCCGUGUAUUUGGCACAACUUUCGGUUUUGUCGUUCAUCCGUGCAGAACGUCCAGGCCAAGUACAUGUUACGACCCUUUUCCGGGCUCCGCUAGAAUGAAUGUAAGAUUUGAUUUGUAAAUGUUCAUUCAAUAGCACGCUACACUAUGUUUUUUGUUUUUUUUUCUGUGAAAUUAAAUGUUACCAAAGAAAAACUGCGAUGCCUGUGUUUAGCGUGAUAUGUCAAUUGAACUGAUUUUGUGAGAUGACGCUUUUGUCAAUAAUCUGAAUGGUACUGUUGCACAUUUUGAAACACAAUGACAUGAAUAACUUUUAUGAAUUGAUACGCCUAAUAACCUGUGGUCAAAAUUGAUUCUACUUUCUACAAAAAAGUGGGAAACACAUUUUUAAAUGGUUACUUGGAACAAUUGUAACUGUAAUUUUACUUUAAAUGAUAAUCGCCCCCUCCCUUUUUUUUUUUUUAUAACUACAUGUAUAGUUGGUGUUCCAAAUUAGUCUUUUGUGUCUUUUGUCAUCCAGCAAAUAAAAAUCUACUUGAACUAAAAUGAAACAAACAUUGGGAACUACUUAAGACUGACUUCAAAAUAUGCAGACAAAACUUGUAAAAUAAUACAAUGACAAUAAAGAUUAAAUAAUACCAAACAAAAUAGGAAAACAGCUGUGAAGAUGAAAUGAAUACAGACAAAUACAAAAAAAUGUGAGAAACAGGUAACAGCGACGUGAGCAAGGGAGUAUUAAGGAGACUACACCAGACUCAGAGAAGAAAGCUUGAACUCAAAGUCAGGGUCCCGAAUGAAUUGCUUUUUAUUUAGGUCCAGUACAGGAGUAGACUCAGUACUGGAAGGUUGUCGGACGUAGGAUUAUAGACUGACAUAUAGUUCAGUGAUUCUCCUCAUGUAUGGGCUUUCUCUCGCUGUAGGUGAAAGAAUUGCUUGAUUAUAUUUGCAACAUGUUACAGUGGCGU
Syngnathoides biaculeatus (alligator pipefish) is the source of this 5249-nucleotide messenger RNA. RefSeq names its product prostaglandin I2 receptor (gene ptgir). Gene Ontology annotation, biological process: positive regulation of cytosolic calcium ion concentration; inflammatory response; adenylate cyclase-activating G protein-coupled receptor signaling pathway. The transcript is spliced from 3 exons. NCBI's taxonomy places the organism in Eukaryota, Metazoa, Chordata, Actinopteri, Syngnathiformes, Syngnathidae. Bases 241 to 1389 code for a protein of 382 amino acids. Gene Ontology annotation, cellular component: plasma membrane. Gene Ontology annotation, molecular function: prostacyclin receptor activity. The record is from RefSeq and is a predicted model, not a curated record.